Messenger RNA from Schizophyllum commune H4-8, 939 nucleotides. RefSeq lists its product as uncharacterized. The record is from RefSeq and is a predicted model, not a curated record. The transcript is spliced from 2 exons. The coding region runs from base 230 to 448 and encodes 72 amino acids. NCBI's taxonomy places the organism in Eukaryota, Fungi, Basidiomycota, Agaricomycetes, Agaricales, Schizophyllaceae.
ACCUUCGUGCCCCUUCACCCCUGCCCCUCUUUUAGCUCGCUCUAGGUGGCCUCAAAGUCUUUCUACCGCUCUCUACGCUGCCCUCAUUGCCCUGUCCCACCUGAUUGAUAUAUCACCUUGGUACACCACCAUCUGCAUGUCGGGCAUGUCCAGUACCCUACGCGAGCGUAUCUGGGGAAUAUUCGAUGCGCAGCGCAUCGCGUGUGCGACGAGGAGGCGGAAAUAGAUCAUGCACUGCUGCAUCACCCACGACGCGCAUAACGCGAAAGACGGCUCUUUAAGACCACCCAACAAGCCAUCCGACCAUCCCCUCAUGCCCCUCCUUCGAGACGCGCGCCCCGUGCUGAGCACUGCCCGUUCGAGUAUCCACCGCACUGGCGAAUUCGCGGUGCUGUACUCGGCGCGGGACGCGUUGUUCCAUUCUCCUAGACCUUCUUGGUCUAGGUAGAGGGGAGGGAAGAUCCUCGGGCGUGUACGGUCGCGCCACUACCCGCCUGCCCACCGACGCGCCACCCGUCACACGCGCGUGACGGUCCGGUCGCGACUGCGUUACAGGACGCCAUCGCCAUUGCUUCCCUCACGCGCCCGUGUCCGCGCCGGCCUUCGCCCUCCCCAUUUGUGGCUUUCCUCAAUCACGCGACCACUCACGAGAACGGAGCCGCCAGCGACGAGGAGUUGCGCGACAAUGCGCGUGAGCGAACCGGCCGACCCCCCACCCACCAUGUUUGCCUGCGACGACGAGACUCUCAAGAGGAGAGUUUCCGCUCCGCAUCCCUACGCCCCCAUUUUGGCGAUUACACUCGCAUAGACCGGCUCCCACUGGUUACACGGACCACAUCGCCCCCAGCGCACACAUCGCCCGGGGAACAGCCCAUUGCUGUUGUCUGGGCUGCUCGAUGCGCUUCGUGAACGCCCCCUCCCCUAUCCAUUUUCGAACGC